GAUGCCUUCUCUGAUUCGAGGGAGCAUGGUUACAAAGGCCCUACGCGCCAUGUCCGCUUCCCUCGCUCCACCACGCACGGUGGAGGAUCCAUAGCGAAGAGCGACGACGGUGCGAGAUGCGUGGUAGCUGGACGGGAAUCGCUCCGGAUACUGCGCAUAUUAGACAUGUCCGGCUCAGGGAACCUACCGUCCAGUGACCACAAGUCCGUUACGGGAAGGGGUGGCCAUCGGAUUGAAGCUUCGCGCAACCUCUGGGAGGGGAGCGGCUUGAAGGUCGACAGCUCGAGCACCGACGUCGCAUGGUGCCAUGGAGCGUUCAAUAACAAGAUACUGACCAGCGCGCGGAAUGGCGAACUGAUCAUGUGGGACUUGAACAAGAAUGGCUCGUCGAAGUAUGAGCGGCGCGUCCGCGAUCAUGCACGGUCUAUCCAUGUCCUGCAGUAUUCUCCGAUCCUGCAAAGCUACUGCAUGACCGGGUCCGCCGACGGCGAUAUUCGGAUAUGGGAUGUCCGAGAUCUCACCAAGUCGAUUAUGCGAAUACACCAUCCCGCCGCUGUCCGAGCCGUAGCGUUUUCCCCCGUCUCCUCUCAAUCCCGUCACGUCGUCACAGCACUCGACAACGGCAGCAUGUACAGAUGGGAUCUCACUAUGGGCCAGCGCGGCCAGCUCGACCGUCUCCCCGUCGCCCACUCCGGGCCCGUUCUCUCGCUCGACUGGGUACCACCCUCGACUCUCUCGGCGCCAACUGCGUCUUCCACCCGUCAAGCGGGCGCGAGCAACUGGUACGGGGGCCCAGGGGCUGGUUUCUUCGAGGAUAUCCUCCCCUCCGUGCCCAUCGCCAGCGGGAACGCGCCCUCCCCGGACACGGACACGUCGAGCGGGCCGGGGUGGGUGGUCAGCGGGGGCAUGGACCGCACGGUCAAAGUCUGGGACUUGUCGCGCCCGCCACCGACGACGCGGUCCCACCAACCGUACUACCCGGCCUACACGCUUCAUACCUCGUUCCCCGUCCGCCGCGUGCUCUUCCGCCCGGGGUACGAGUGCGAGCUCGCAGUCGUGUCGAACGCCGACUUCGGCACCGGCACGGACUUUGGGCAUGGCGCUUUGGGGGGCGGGCCAUCAAGCGCGAGUGCGGGGAUGCCGAGUCCGCGUGUCCCGUCUGCGCUUCUUGGAGGGAUGGGGCUCGCGGGUGGGAGUGGCAGCAAGAGCGAUGGGACGACAACCCCGGAGGGGAGGGCCAAGUCACAGGGGCCGGGUGAGGGCAGCGGGAGCGACCCGGUGGAGAUAUGGGACGUGCGGAGGGGGUACGUCGCCAAGUGGGUCGUGAGCGGGUCGGCAAUCGAGAGCGGGGUAACGGACAUCGACUUCGCGGACUCGCACGCGCUGUGGGCGCUGCACCAGUCCGGGACGUUCUCCCAGCUCGACCUGCGGCAGUCCAAGCGGCCGCUCGACGCCAUCCCGCGCACCGCGGUGUCGUGGAACACCUCGGGCUCCAUCGCGUUCGUGACUGACCGCCCGAAGAGAUGGGAGGUUCCGUACGAUGAUGUCGAUCCGGAGAGCAAGGAUGAGAGGGUUCCGUUGAAGGCUCUAGGCGACCCACCGUACCGACCUAGCACUCAGAAUGUGGGUGCCUAUGCACCCGACGGCGCUGCAGAGGACUUGGACAUGAUCGAGAAGCUCGCGAGGGGAUAUAUCUAUGCUGACAAGAGCAAAGCGGAUAUUUGCAGCCACAACGCCGAGGUCGCUAUUGAUGCAGGGGCCCAUGAUGCGGCGCAAACGUGGCUGCUGCUCGCAUCCUUGCUUACAGAUAUCGUCACUCCGCCGACGCCCCCUCUUUCCCCAUUGCAGAGAGCAAGCCCACAGUUACCGCAUUCUGCAUCUGCUCCUGCUGCCAUCCCCACAGUAUCGUCCCUCACCCAGCCGCCACAGACCCCAUUAUCCGGACAUCCAGUACGGUCGGCUACGGCGGACGCGACAGGUCUCGCCCAGGCGAAGGAGAGAAGUCCCGGGUCACUAUCCAAAUAUGCUGACGACAGACAUCGACGCUCGACGUCCAGUCACAGAUCAGAUCGUGGUAUCACGCCCACAUCCUCCAACGCCUCCUCGCCGCGCAAACCGAGCACCGGCCUUCCGAGCGUGCCGGCAGCCGUGUUCGCGCGUCGGGGGUCCGGCGCGGGUCUCCCGCCUCCGCUCCGCCCGCGCCUCUCCUCGUCGGUCCGCCGUCCGUCGUUCUCCACGCAGAGCAUUCUGAGCGCGCAGAGCGAGAGCCCGAGCGACAGUAUGCGCAGCCACACGAGCUUGAGCCUGAGACACGUCGGCGAAGGCGCGCUGGACGACUCGGAUUCGGAUGACUCAGGCAGUGAACACGGGUGCGAUGGCCCCGAGCGUGACGAGGAUGAUUAUCAUGCCCAGCACCCUCGUGCGCCCUCGAGGGGCGCUACCUCGCCAUAUGCACACAGGGGCAAUAGCAGCACGACGACGGCGCACCCGUCGCCGCUGUCACGGCUCGCGCUGACAAGUCAGCAGGGCUUGACGGAGGACGAGAAGGACGAUGAGGACUCGCCUUCUCCGGGGUCUACGUCCGGAUCGGACGACGAUGGAGAAGGGUACGGGGGCGAGGACGAGAGUGACGACGCGCGGAUGGGUGAUGACGACGAUGAGGAACGGGGAGGGAAUGGGGGCGGCGCAGGAAGGAGAAUCGCGUCUCGUUUGUCUGGGGGACACCGGCGGCGACGCAGCUCGGCGACGCAGAGCAGAACGAGGAGCCGGAGCUCGACCGUUGCGUCGCUCGUUGCUCCAGCGCCCACGCUGUCGAGGAGACUGACGAAGCAGGAGAGCCAGAGUAGUAUACGCACGGUCAUCGCGGGAGAGACGACACCCGCGGGGACGUUGAGCCGGGCAGACGGCCUGGCGAUCCAGUCUGGAGGUCUGAGGAGGGACGACACGAUCAGGGAUAUAGCUGGGGCACGGGCGGCUUCGGUUCGGGGGUCGAUGCACCAGCGGGCCACGUCGGAAGCGAUGUCAAGUGACCUCGCCUUGAACGAGCGCGAGGUGGUGGGAAUGGAUGGGAGUAGGUCACGGAGUGUGGCGAUCAGCGUAGCUAGGACGCAGAGCGACCGAGCGAGAACUGCUGUGAGGGAGGCGGAGGAGCGGUUGAGGCGGCUUGCGUGGGCGACCAUGCGGGAGCGGUUUGAACAGUACUCUGAUGAGGGUGAUAUCAUCAUGUGUGCAAUGUUGUCGUUGGUCUUGCAGAAGGAGUUGAAGAUCGCAAAGACGAGGAGAGCUCGGUUCGUCGAGGCAUACAUCGAUAUCCUGAGUCGUUUGCGCCUGCACACGUGCGCGGCCUACAUCCGCAAGUUCGUCGAUGCUGAACAGAUCCGCGUCGUAACCGCUAUGGCGACAACGAUCUACAGCACUUGUGGUAAGUGCCGCAAACCGAUGAUUGCCCCUGCAGCUCCCAUGGUGCACGCGGGAAGACCAUCAGGCAGUUAUGCGUAUUGUAUGCAAUGCCGAACCAAUGUCACGAAGUGUACUAUAUGUCAUCUACCUGUUCGUUCCCUCAUGAUCCAAUGCCCUGUAUGUAUGCAUGGUGGCCAUCAGGACUGCUACCAGGAGUACUACCUCCGCCGACCGCCAGAUGAGAUCACCCCACCUCCACUCCCGCCGUCUAUGCGCAUGGGUAGGAGUCCGGAGACCGGCCAUUCUCGCGGUCGCGCGUUGUCCCGAACAAAUUCGACGUACACAGGAGACGGGGAGUCGGACGAUGGUGCGAGCGCUCAAGGGGAUGGCAAUGGGACUGCUGGAAGCUGGGAGAGUGGAAAAGAUGUGGUGGUGUCUUCGUCGAAUGCGGUGCUAGGCCGAACUUGUGCUGCUGGAUGUGGACACUAUUGCUGGGCUGUGAAUGAUAAGGGUUAUCCUACGUAAAACUUUGUGUAAUGUGCUCAACGUGCUUGUC
Dichomitus squalens LYAD-421 SS1 is the source of this 3955-nucleotide messenger RNA. RefSeq lists its product as uncharacterized. The transcript has 14 exons. Gene Ontology annotation, molecular function: protein binding. Gene Ontology annotation, biological process: positive regulation of TOR signaling. The coding region runs from base 166 to 3924 and encodes 1252 amino acids. Lineage: Eukaryota; Fungi; Basidiomycota; Agaricomycetes; Polyporales; Polyporaceae. The record is from RefSeq and is a predicted model, not a curated record.